AUGUCUCUUAAAAAGCACAUAGAAGAGGAUGAAGAUAUUCAUUAUUUCAAGUUUCGAUUUCAGGCCUGUAACAGUGGUAUCGACACUGGAUAUGUUGGUGGUCGACACGUCACUUCGAUGAAAAAAGCAAAUCUUGGCGUGAGCUCAAUCCAGGCAUAUUCAGCAGUCCCCACGGUAGCCAGACGACGUCGGGCACGAAGCCUUCCCGUUCGACGUAAUGACUGUUCACAGUUUGUACGAUUUCGUAGUCUACGAGAAGCGAAACCUGAAAGACGAGAUCGACGUCGACCAUUCAAAGUGGAAGUUGUGUCUAUUCCGUCAUCGACGGAUUCAAAAGUCCGACGUCGGAAGAACAUGAGAGAGCGAGCAAGGCAGCGUCUCGAAUCCCAGGGGCUAAAAGGGCCUUGGGGAAGAGAGGAUCCUCACAAGAAAACAUUAAAUCCUGAGAACAUGUCAAGGACGGAAAACUAG
Molecule: messenger RNA, 471 nt
Organism: Haemonchus placei
Lineage: Eukaryota; Metazoa; Nematoda; Chromadorea; Rhabditida; Trichostrongylidae
Source: the annotation of a GenBank genome assembly